Molecule: messenger RNA, 743 nt
Organism: Paramuricea clavata
Lineage: Eukaryota; Metazoa; Cnidaria; Anthozoa; Malacalcyonacea; Plexauridae
Source: the annotation of a GenBank genome assembly
AUGGACGGGUUAUUAACGGGCAAACAACAGCGUUCAAACGAGAAUUCCUUCAAUUUUGAAUUCUUCCGCAAUACAUGGGUGGGAAGAUUAAAAAUUGUGCAGUUGUUUCUCUGCCUUGUUUCAGCCGCACUUGCGCCUAAGACCGGGCAUGACCAUGAAACAGAAUUUGAAUUUGUGAGAAUAGUCGUGUGGACGACUUUUGUCUUCACCCUCAUCGACUGUUUUCUCCGUCUGGUUCAAGAUUUCUGGGAAAGGUUGGCAACUCUUUAUAAUGAACACCCUGGGAUCCAUCUUGUUCUAUGUGUUUUUGGAACGCUUGGACUUGGUGUGAGUUCAAUCACUGAGCUAAUAGUCGCUACACAUGCCAAACAUCCAAAUAUGGCGCGGGUUUCAGGGCUUUUCGGCCUCUUUGUCGUGUUGGCAUUGGGUGUGGAGGCUUUCAUGCAUUAUCAGGAUUACAAGCAGAAGUGAGCAAUAGUCCAUACGAGUGUAAAACAUUGGUUUUAUUAACACCUAUUUUGAACUUUCGUUCUGCCAAGGAAACCAUAAGCUUAAUAUUACAGUACUAUUAUAUCGUGCAAGGUUUUGCAUACAAAGCCAAAGGUUUGAUACGAUUUUACAGUGCGUCUACAGUAAGUGGGGCCACUUAGAGAACACUAACAAAUCACAUUGCAGAACAAAAAUUGAAAAAAUCAACAAACGGCGCAUUAGCCAAUCAGCAUUAGGCUAAAAACAAUUUGAAC